Molecule: messenger RNA, 1765 nt
Organism: Enhydra lutris kenyoni (northern sea otter)
Lineage: Eukaryota; Metazoa; Chordata; Mammalia; Carnivora; Mustelidae
Product: family with sequence similarity 220 member A
Exons: 1
Coding region: 67-840 (257 amino acids)
Biological process (GO): protein dephosphorylation; negative regulation of transcription by RNA polymerase II
Cellular component (GO): nucleus
Molecular function (GO): STAT family protein binding
Source: RefSeq, a predicted model, not a curated record
ACUGAAGGCCUUCCGCUGACUGACAGAGGCGCGUCGUCAGGCUCACCACAUCAGAGAACACACAGCAUGAGGGACACCUGCCUCGGGAAGGUGCAGGCGGCAGGAGAGGACUCAGACCGGCUGCUGUAUGGACUUGAAGGAGCACAGGGGGAGAGCCCUUGCCCGACAGAUACACCUUCCCCCUCCUGGAUGCCUAGGCCUGCGGUUGACAGGGAUGGAAAUUCACAAAAUGAGGAGUUAUCAGUGGAAAUGAAAAAUGCUUCGAGUGAGGCCAGCCUCUUCCUUCACAAUGGCAACAAAGCGCUUCCAUGUUUGAAAGAAUCAUUACGAAGAAAUUCAGCUUCCAUAGUGGGUCAGAGCAAGACUGUGCAUGUGUUCUGUGCUCCCGCAGAAGAGCGUUCUGCUGGGGUGUGCUGCGGAGUGAGGGAGGCUCUGCUGAGGCACUGGCUGGAAGGAGGGCCCGGGGCCACCAACUGCGACGGAGGACGGGGCCGCACAGCGGAGUCUCGGGCGUCAGGACUACCGCGCCCUCAGAAGCGGUCAGAAUCGGGGAUUUCUGAGGAACCGCCAAGUGCUCUUCUAGAGGGGCUAGGCUUUGAGUUGGAACUGUCUGGCCUGUAUUUCGUCCUCUCUCCACUGCUGCACGCACACCCCGAAGUUUUCCUGAAUGAGACACAAAGUGUUUUCCUUGGCCACUCAGAGCCCCUGUUUUCGGAGCCAACGGUAGAAUCCAAGAAGAUGCUUUCAAGUGUAAGAAGUACCUUGGACGAUCUGCAGAUAAUACUGGGGUUACUGGCUCUACCAGCUUUUGAAAUAGCAAAUUCGUUACGCCAUAGUUAAGGUACAAGCCGAACAAUAAAAAUAGUGAGAUUAAUUUUAAAACUUGUCUUAGAAUGAUUUCUUUCACAUGAAUCUGGAUGCGCACGGGGCAGCCGUGAAGUUCCUCCUUCAGUUUGUAUGAUCAGACAAACUUUGAGUGGAAUUUCAACUCAUGGGAAGUUGGUUGAUGUGACGGGAGACUUUUGAACAUGUUUUAACUUGUGCUUGAAAAUUCAGUAUUUGGGAUGCCAUUUCAAGGAGAACAUUCAUAGAUCCUAUAUAAAUGUCAGGUUAGAACGGAAAGAUGUAACAACAUUUUUUAUGUAUCUUCAACGCUCAUUCCAAAGGGCUACCAUCCCAGAUAGUCUCUCCUCUCUCUGAUCCUUGGGUGAAGCGGCCGUUUGUUCAAGUCAGCCCCUUCCUACUUGCUCUCGGCCUUCUGUAGGAUAAUUUCGGUCUGCAGCAAAAUCUGACUUCUUUUCUCACCUCCCUUUCCUUCCCUUCGAAAUGCAGUUUAAAUGGAGGCCCUACAGUGAAAGUUGCAACAUUCAAAGUCCUUCUAGUAUAAUCCUUUCUCAAACUAGGAGCCUUAGCUGUGUCGCCUGAAAUAAAAGUGACCUCGAGACCAUCUGCGGUGGCUCAGUUAAGGGGCGACAGACCUCGUAUUGCCCCUGUAGAAAGUUGCCAGGAGCUGGGAGUAUCUCUGACCCCAACAUUUUCUCUGACGUAAUGUAAUCCCUCCGCUGGUUGGGAACUCCGGGAAAGGUCCCUUCAGAGCAUGGGUUUCUCAGGCGUCCCAAAGUAAGACUUACCCAUUUUCGGGGUUGAUGGUUGCUUCUCUCUGUCUGUGUGCUAACUUACUAUGCCAUGUGCUAUUUCAGUGUUUGGGGGAAAUGGAGAAGAAAACGUGUUAUCUAGCAUAAUAAAUGUCUUCUUUUACGCGUGU